This is a messenger RNA of Cheilinus undulatus (humphead wrasse), 1914 nucleotides long. Its product is annotated as coiled-coil domain-containing protein 148-like. The record is from RefSeq and is a predicted model, not a curated record. The transcript has 14 exons. The coding region runs from base 37 to 1845 and encodes 602 amino acids. Lineage: Eukaryota; Metazoa; Chordata; Actinopteri; Labriformes; Labridae.
AGGCACCGUCGUGCAUGCAAAUAAAGCUCCCUGGUGAUGAGUGGAAAAGCUCUGCAGGCAUUCGUUACAAACUACAGAGCAGAGGAUGCGGAAAAACUGACAGCGCGGAUGAAAAAUGGUCUCAGCAGCUGCAAGUACAAACCGGCUGAAUAUGAAAGACUACAAGCCAUCAUUGAUGCCAAGCGCCUGGAGUCUGAUCUAAUUGGACAAAAGGUUCUGAAGACACGCUGCACAGCCAAGGCGACUAAGGAGAGCUCAACAUUACGGCAGCACAGACAGGUGUGGAGCUGUGAGUGCCCCCGGCUGCAAAAGGCUGAGGAGAAGGCUGAGGAUGACCUACAUGACUUUCUGGAGACAAUCAAGCCAUCUGAUAGGACAGACACUGGCAUCUUCUCACUCCAAGACUAUGCGCUGCUUCUAGAGGGGGAACGAGAAGAAUUCAGGAAAGCCUCUGUAGAGCCGGUUCAUCAUCUCAAAGACAACCUAGCUGUCAGACUGAGAGAAGUACAGCAUCAGCAGCCCAGAGCUUUUGGAUCAGACUGGGACCAAGUUGUACAGCAGAUACAUUUUGUGAAAAGCCAGCAAGAAGACGUAACUGCAAAACUUCACGCAGAGUACCAGAGCACGGAGGAGGAGAUCAUCGUGCUUGGCUUAGAGAAAUAUCUCACCAGUACUUCAGACAACCAGCUGAUCACUGAAAAUCUUCCCGAGGAGGUUUUGGACUCAGAUUGCCCCUACCCGGAGCUAAAGGAGUCCCUGAUCCAGGCCUUCCAGUCCCUUUCAGAAAGGUACCAGAGCAGACAACAGAGCCUUCAAGAGCAUCUGCAAACAACUGACAGGUUCUGUGGCUGGCCUGCAGAUGAACACCAACGCUUCCAGUUCUGUUUGUCUCUGUACGCUCAUCCUGAUGUGCCAAACUCCAGAGCGCUCUGCAUGGACAUGCUGCAAAAACUCUUCCCUCAGCGAUCUAAACAGGAGCUGAUGGCGCAUGAGCGUGUGUGGGACUGGUGGUGCUUCACCCAGGCACAGCUGAAGGUGUUGACCCAGCAGUGGCAGAGGGACCAUGAAGAGCUGCUGGCCAGAGCCCUGGUUACCCUGCAGGAGGCUACACGUGCCCACCAGGAGGAGCAGGAGCACCAGCAAGACCGGCAACACCAGCAGGACAUCUGCUCACAACUUAGAAGGAAGCUGCAGCAGUGGCGGGCCCAGCAGGAAGAGGUGGCGAAGCUGGAGGCGGACAUCGCUGCAAGGCAACGAGAGGAGGAGGAGGCGAGGUUAAAGAGGGAGCAGGAGAGGGAGAGCGCUGUCAGAGCACGGCAGAAAGAAAAAGUCAGGCAGUUUUAUUUAAAGCAGCAGGAGAGGAGGGACCUGCUGGAGCAGAGGGACCAGGAGAGACUCGCCAACCUGAGGAGAGUCAUGGCAGAGCAGGCAAGGCGAGAUAAAGAGAGGGUGCAGUUUCGGGCAGAAAUGUUGCGACAGCGACAGGAGGAGAGAGAGGAGCGUGAGCUUGAGCAGCAGAGAGAAGAGGAAGAGAAACAGCAUCGCUUGGAAGUUCUCCGAAAACAGGUUGAGGUGGUGGCAGAGGCAGACCCAGAGAGGAUGAUGGCAGAUACUAAGGCUUGGAGGAGUCGCUUCUUGAAUUUUAAGGAGUUUGAGCUGCAACGGCCUCUCUACAGUAUCAACACGUACACAGACACACAGAUCGUGUCUGAUCCUCGAGUGCGGGUUGAGCAGGCUCUGCGAGAGGCUGGUCUGCACCAUAGCCGCUAUGCCAAAGAGGUUCUAUCUAUCAUCCAGCCGCCUAAACCUCCAAGACCAGAUACAAAAUCCAUCAUUAAAUUCUAACUGAGGUCAUGUUUUUGAAAUCUUGAAAACUCUACAUCUGAUACAGUUCAAUUAAAGAUAAAUAAGUGA